Amoebophrya sp. A120 is the source of this 682-nucleotide messenger RNA. The record is from the annotation of a GenBank genome assembly. Lineage: Eukaryota; Dinophyceae; Syndiniales; Amoebophryaceae.
AUGGCGAACCACGCUGCAUUGCCUGUCGAGGCAGCAAGUUCCGGGGCUUCCACAGGAGGAGUGUCUCGUGCGGGACGGGCAUCAUCUCAAGGUACUUCAUUCAUAGUGGAACACUAUUGCUUUUAUGUAGAUGUAGAACCUGGUGGUCUGUUUUCCGCUUAGCGUAUGAACGUUUUAGACAGUGUGAUAAUGGACCACAAUGAUGCUACCUCCAGGUGCACCUGUCUUGCCGGCGCUUUCUGCGGAUGAGAUUCGGAUUUUGGAUGAAAUUGUUACCGCAAAGUUGCCCACGGCAAAGGAUCGCUGCGAGGAGCUCGACCUGCCGAUCCAUUUCGGCGAGCGCUGCGAGAGCUUGUUAAGCAAGUACCUGGUUGCGAAAUUUCCUGUGGGGAACAAGCGCCGAAAAGCGUACCAGCAUCUGUAUGAGCAACAGCGCGAUGAUUGGUGUUACAUCGCCGAGGCCCGCCCUCGGCUUAGCGGCUACUCCUGGGGAUCUCCGAUGUACAAGGAACUGGAAGCAGAGCUGACGUUACGAUGCAAGCGCGUUGAGAAAAUUAUGACGAUCAUGGAUUCCUUGUUCAAAGAUGAUGAAACAUGAAGAACAGGGAGAAGGACGCAUGCCUUCAAAGACUGUGAUCUAUCUAUUCCGGUCUCUGUCGACCCAGAUGAACGUCCGCGUGAU